Molecule: messenger RNA, 2544 nt
Organism: Tetranychus urticae (two-spotted spider mite)
Lineage: Eukaryota; Metazoa; Arthropoda; Arachnida; Trombidiformes; Tetranychidae
Source: RefSeq, a predicted model, not a curated record
AAAUAGCUUAACACUUGUGCUCACUCAUACAGAUUUAUUAUGAAAAGUUUAAAAAUAUAUUUUAGUUUCAGUUGAACAUCGAAAUCAGUAUCAUCAUAAUCAUCAUCAUUAGUAUUAUCAUCAACAGUAUAUCAGUUUAGAGUUGGUUGUAGUAUAAUUGUACCUUUUAUCAGUUUUAUCGAAAUCAAGGGAAAAAAGAGUCAAAAAGUUUUAUCCAUCCCUUUCACAAAUGUUAUAACUAACAGUCAAACUUACCUACUUCUGCAGUUUAUCUUGAACAGUUACAGGAUUCACUUUUAAUUUCAUCUCGAAUCGAACCGACAUCUUGCUCGAAAUAAUUUCACUUCUCUGGAGGCCAUAUUUUGUGACACAUUAUUUGGAUUUCUUACCUUUGAGCGAGAACCGGACCUGAGUUACUUAAUUCAUCGGAAAUCAACUAAUUAGCCCAAGUGUGAUCAACCCUCAAGCAACCAUUCGGCAGGACGGUAAAUCGAUUUCAAACCGCCUUCCUCCGAAACCUCCUAGUCGUCAAUCAUCGAGGGAGUAUUCAUCAUCAUCCAUUUACCAGGAGGAAAGGAUAAUUGAGGAAAGUGUUUUACGGGGCACCAAAUCUUUUGGUCCAUCAUCUUCGUCAUCUUCUUUGCCCUCAUCUAUUGAUUCUUUCUACGGCUUCGAGAGUAACUCUUUCAACCAAUCACCACUCAAUUUUGAAUCAACCAUAGGUUCCACUCAGAAUCAAACAGACUCUUAUUAUCAACCUAAACAACAACAUCAGCAGCAGUAUCAACCUCAGCAACCACAACAACAUCGAGUUACAUCUCAAGUUAAUUUUACUCCUAAACAAUCAGUGGGUAAACCACCGAUUGGUGAUUCUCAGCCAGUUAGGCGACAAGUUUCCUUUGAAUUGGAAAUAAACAAUAACAAUCAAACUUCCCCUAAAUUGCAACAGUCAACUAGAAUGAUGCAGCAAGAUAGUUAUCAACAGAAUUACCAACAACCUCAAAUGGUUGACGAAGAUUUGUUUCGUCAGCAAAUGGAGCAACAACAAUAUUAUAAUCAACAAUACGAGCAACAAGUUCUGCAAGAGCAUUAUAGACAGCAAGAGGAGCGGAGACUCCAGGAAAUGCAACAGCAGCAACAACAACAGCAAGUAUUUGAACAAUUUUAUGAUAAUAAUAAUUAUGACAGUCAAAAUACACGUCAAGCCGCAUCUAAACCAUUAGUUCUUCACAUGGGAAGUUUGGUUCAAUUUCCAAGUAAAGAUCCCAAUCCUAAUGCACCUAAACCUCCUGAAGCACCUCACUUGGGUGAAGAAGUACAAGCCAGAGAUUUUGUACGUCCCACUGUACUUCAGUUUCCUCGUUCAAUUCGCGAUCCAAAUGCAAAAUUACCGGAUGGUUCACAUUUAGGUGAAGAGGAACACCGACCAUUAUUACGUCAAGGUGGUGUAGUUCAAUUUCCAAAAGAAUUCAAACAGCCACUUGACCUUAAAGGCUAUCACCCAGUCGAUGAAGUGGUCAAAGAGACUAUGCCACAAGCUGAAGUUGAACAUCCUGACCAUUUGUUACCCUCUCAGGCAAGAAAACAGCAAACUUACAUCACUCACCCUGUUCACUCAGUAACCAGAGUUAAACCUGCUUUCUCAAAUGAACCCGGUUCACGUCGCUCUAAUGUCCAAUGGCCUCCUCAACGAUCUUCAAUACGACACUUACCCAGAGUUGGUUUUAAUUCAGGUCACAUUCAUCCCGAAGGUUCCAAGCAUUUUAUUUGGCCUCCUCCAAGACCCCAAUUUCACCGAAGUAUGCAAGAACUUCCACCUCCAGGAUCAGGACCAGCUUCAAAUGCUUGGCAUCCUUCUGAAUUAACCAAUGGAGAAUCUGGUUAUCCUCAUUAUCGAGCCACUACCGUUGGACGAAUCAAGCCAGUUUGGCCUCCACCAGGACGAUCACAAUUGAAGAAACAAUCAUCUCUACCGGAGACACGAAAGCAACUUCAUGGAUUUGAGGAAUACAUGAGACACCAUGCUGGAAUUCAUGUUCCACCCACUUAUCAUGCUCCACCAGGAACACAAUAUUACGAAACCCAAUACGAAUUGGUGCAAGGCUGAGGGACGACUAAUACGCUAAAUCAUGAUCUCCUCCAACCAAUAAAUAUUUAUAUAUAAAUUGCGCUGAAAUAUAUAUUUAACACUAUUCCAUGUUGAGUCAAAACAGAACUAGUCAUUUGUACUCCAAAAACUUCUCCCAAUUUAUCUUUUCUUCUUCUUCUUCCCUUUCCGUUCAAUUUUGAUCCCACCAACGAUUAUUAUAUUAUUAGACAACCUAUUUAAUUAUAUCCCACUCAUCCAGUAUCAAUGCUUAAUUGAUUAUUGAUUUCUGUGAAAAAUUAAGUUCCUAGUCUCUUUUAAUCCAAUGUAUACCGUGAAAGCACAAAUGCUUUAGUCAACAAAAAGAUUGUCAAUUUUGUCUCUAUUCUUCGAUUUUUUGUCAAUUAAUUGUUUUUCAAAAAAUUAAAAUCGAGCCAAUAAUUUAAACGCUUCAUAAA